AUGUGGUUCCAACGGGUGUCACUGCUCGCUCUCAGCGUCCUCCUGCUCUCUGUUGCGGUUCGAGCCAAUCCGCCAACAGCCGCGGUCGCGUUUGUCGAUGUCAAACUUGACGACAAGGCUGCCGUAUGGUCGCUUCUGCUUGACCAGAGAUACAGCAAGGUGAUCGCAAUCACCACCGGAAUAAACGAGCAUCGUCGAGCGGCUUACGAGCUGGAUCAAUACGUGGACCGACAGAACGCAAUGGCCAACGUCAAGUUCAACAAGGACAAGCUCGAGAUUCUACAGGGAAGUAAUCCUCUGCCGUCUUCAGCUCCACACGAAGCAUGGUGGGGCGGUCAACCAGGUUUGCGGGUCGCUGCAGCAGACGAAAGCACGCUCCGACGACGCCUGCACGGGUAUCGAGUGAGCGUGCUUCAGAUUGCACCCACCGCUCCGGGGCAGGUGCAGGCGGUCCUGGAUGCGGCUGAUCGAGGCUCGAUCGUAUCGUACAUGCUCUUGCACGGCUACAAUAGCAGGCAGGCAUCUAUGAGGGAUCAGACGAGCUUCCUGAGGAACUUGCGGUCGUGGGUGAAAGCCAAUAAUCCGAACGCGGAGGUGUACUUUACGUCGUCCAUGGAUACGUAUGCCGCCAAGAAUGGAGGCAAGCAGCCGUACACGGCCAUCCAGCACAUGUUCCCAAGGCAAGACCUCGAUCAAGCGAUGAGGGAUCCAUUCUGGUCGUCUCAGCUGCUCAAGGCGCACAAACAGGAGGGUCUGGACAUCCCCGAAUUUCCGAUACAGGAUCAGCAACAGCUGGACGAUAUCAUCUUGCAAGCCAGGACCCACCCGAAUCAUCCCAACAGCGCCGCCUGGCGCAACUACAUCACGCAAUACAUCAACACAGCGCUCGCCAACAAUCCUGGACGGGACACGGACAACCUGGUGCUCACCCGACUGCGACACACGCAUCUACCCGAGUUCUCGGGAGAUGCCACGCUGGAGCUAGCCGACGCCGCCCACAUUGCGGCGUUCCACCGCUUCCAGGAUGGCGGUAGCAACAUGCACGCUGAGCCGGUCCGAUUUGCUGCUGGUCCGCACGCAGAAGGCGCAAAGGUGGAUUUCUCGCCAGCGACCGGCAACGAGCUGCAUGGCUACCUUGUCCGCGGAGCAGAUCGAGAUGAGGAUCUUGCUUAUAUCAAGCAGCUUGCCGGUGUCUGGCAUUGA
Pseudozyma hubeiensis SY62 is the source of this 1203-nucleotide messenger RNA. RefSeq lists its product as hypothetical. Bases 1 to 1203 code for a protein of 400 amino acids. The record is from RefSeq and is a predicted model, not a curated record. The transcript has a single exon. NCBI's taxonomy places the organism in Eukaryota, Fungi, Basidiomycota, Ustilaginomycetes, Ustilaginales, Ustilaginaceae.